GGGCAGGUGAGUCCGGGCCGCGCCGCAUCCGCCGCCAUCCGCCCGCCCGCGCCUCGCCGCGGCCUCCGCGCCCGCCGCCCGCCCUCGCGGGACCGGGGCUGCGCGGGGCUGCGCGCUCGGCGCGGGGGAGGCUCGCUCGGCGGAGCGCGGCCAUGGGCCGCGGGCAGCCGCGGGCUGGAGUAGCGGAGCGCCCGGCUGGGGCUGCUGGGCCCCGGGCCGGCCCUGCCCCGGACCCUGCGCGGUCGGGGCCGCGGUGAAACGCGGCGCGUUCGUCGCUCGGAGCUCGAUGCGGGCGGUACAGCGUGUGCUGCGUGUUCCGAGCCCGCCUCGCUGGGCUGGGAGAGCGCUGUCCGUGGAGCCCGGCGCCAUGGAUGUGUCGGGGAAGGGAUGUGGUGCUGUGGAAGUGGCCGCGCAGACACUGAUAAAUGGCUCCUCGUAAGGGCAAGGAGAAGAAGGAAGAGCAGGUCAUCAGCUUGGGACCCCAGGUUGCCGAAGGAGAGAAUGUGUUUGGCGUCUGCCACAUCUUUGCCUCCUUCAAUGACACUUUUGUCCACGUGACUGAUCUGUCUGGCAAGGAAACCAUCUGCCGUGUGACCGGUGGCAUGAAGGUGAAGGCAGACAGAGACGAGUCCUCUCCCUACGCAGCCAUGCUGGCAGCCCAGGACGUUGCCCAGAGGUGCAAGGAGCUGGGCAUCACUGCCCUGCACAUCAAGCUGCGUGCAACUGGGGGCAACAGGACCAAGACUCCUGGACCUGGUGCCCAGUCAGCCCUGAGAGCUCUGGCCCGCUCUGGAAUGAAGAUCGGCCGCAUUGAGGAUGUCACCCCCAUCCCCUCCGACAGCACUCGCAGGAAGGGUGGUCGCCGUGGACGUCGUCUGUAACCAGUGCAGCACCUUCUGUUAUUAAAGCUCUCUUAAACCUC
Onychostruthus taczanowskii (white-rumped snowfinch) is the source of this 922-nucleotide messenger RNA. RefSeq names its product ribosomal protein S14 (gene RPS14). The record is from RefSeq and is a predicted model, not a curated record. The transcript is spliced from 5 exons. Gene Ontology annotation, biological process: translation; ribosomal small subunit assembly; maturation of SSU-rRNA from tricistronic rRNA transcript (SSU-rRNA, 5.8S rRNA, LSU-rRNA). Gene Ontology annotation, cellular component: ribosome; cytosolic small ribosomal subunit. NCBI's taxonomy places the organism in Eukaryota, Metazoa, Chordata, Aves, Passeriformes, Passeridae. Gene Ontology annotation, molecular function: mRNA 5'-UTR binding; structural constituent of ribosome; small ribosomal subunit rRNA binding. Bases 426 to 881 code for a protein of 151 amino acids.